AUGCCGCACCAUCAUUGCCGGCCGGGAUUUGCACCGACCCAGGGCUGUCUUUCUGCAAUCACGUAUGUGCCUGAUGGACCCGUCAAUCACAAGUAG
This is a messenger RNA of Penicillium oxalicum, 96 nucleotides long. RefSeq lists its product as uncharacterized. The transcript is spliced from 2 exons. NCBI's taxonomy places the organism in Eukaryota, Fungi, Ascomycota, Eurotiomycetes, Eurotiales, Aspergillaceae. The record is from RefSeq and is a predicted model, not a curated record. Bases 1 to 96 code for a protein of 31 amino acids.